AUGACGUUGCAUGACAAGGCCAUGGAGGACACGGCGGCAUCCCGUCCACUUCUCGAUAAAGCGAGUGCGAGCCAUGGCAUGGAGGGCAAGAGCCCAUCUCAAAUAGGCGGGUUCUUGAGCAGCGCCAUGUUCUCGUGGCUCACGCCUCUUAUGGAUCUUGGGUAUAGUCGUCCCCUCGAGUUUGACGAUUUGUAUCAGCUCAAUCCCAACAACCGUGCACAGUACAUCUCGGCGGCGUUCCAGAAGAACUGGGCCAUUGAGGUAGCCAAGCCCAAGCCACGACUGUGGCUCGCCCUGGCCCGGUCGUUUGGCGGGCCAUUCAUCGUGGCUGGAUUCCUCCGACUCAUCACAGACUCGUCGCAGUUUGUUGGCCCCUUGAUGAUCAAGCUCAUGAUCGCAUUCCUGAGCGAUCGGUUAGCAGACGUGACCAUCGGGCUCUAUUACGUCCUCGCGAUCUUGCUUGCUGGGGUCAUCCAAUCGUUUUCGUUGCGGCAGUACUCCUUUCUGUGCUCUGAAACUGGCCUGCGCGUUCGAUCAGCCAUCGUGACCGCCGUGUACGACAAAUCGCUUGUCCUGGCCGCAUCUUCUCGCGCGAAAAAAGCUUACGGGUUCUCUCCAUGCAAUCUGGUUGCCCUGUACCAAAUGCUCGUGACCUCUUAUUUGCUCUACUUGCAGCUGGGCGUCGCAUACUUUGCCGCGUUCGCCAUCAUGCUAUUGCUCGUUCCCGCGACAACUACCGUGUCUACGGCGAUGCAGCGCCUCCAACGAGCCCUCAUGACCGUCAAAGACGGCCGAGUCAAGGCUGUGUACGAAGUUCUCAGUGGCAUCAAAGUGCUCAAGCUGCAGGCAUGGGAGACGUCGUUUGCGACCCGCGUGAUGCAGCUUCGCUCCAACGAACUCAACAAACUGCGAGCGUACGUAUUUGCACGGGGGGCGGCGACGAUGGUAUUCAACGGCGUACCGACUCUUGUGACCAUCGCAUCGUUCUUUGGGUACAUUUACAUGGGCCACAAGUUGGACGUCGGGACUGCCUUGACUUCACUCGCCCUCCUCAACAUUUUGCGCCCAAGUGAGUUUUGGACGGCUGGAAGAAUUCCUCCUCAUGGACGAGCGUGA
Aphanomyces invadans is the source of this 1116-nucleotide messenger RNA. RefSeq lists its product as hypothetical. NCBI's taxonomy places the organism in Eukaryota, Oomycota, Saprolegniomycetes, Saprolegniales, Verrucalvaceae. Gene Ontology annotation, cellular component: membrane. The record is from RefSeq and is a predicted model, not a curated record. Gene Ontology annotation, molecular function: ATP binding; ABC-type transporter activity. The transcript has 3 exons. Gene Ontology annotation, biological process: transmembrane transport. The coding region runs from base 1 to 1116 and encodes 371 amino acids.